Messenger RNA from Cydia fagiglandana, 3047 nucleotides. RefSeq lists its product as uncharacterized. The coding region runs from base 1110 to 3047 and encodes 645 amino acids. The record is from RefSeq and is a predicted model, not a curated record. The transcript has 2 exons. Lineage: Eukaryota; Metazoa; Arthropoda; Insecta; Lepidoptera; Tortricidae.
UACUUGUUAAAGUGUUAAGAUUAAUGAUUGUUUAGUAAUAAGAUCCUGUGCUAGAUGUCGCUGUACCAGCCACAAACUGGCGCUUACAAGGUAUAUCCCUGCCCUAAUCGUUCGCUAGAUGUCGCUGUUCCCCCGGCAAACUAGCUAACGACCUGUUAUCGAAAAAUGUACCAGCAUGCUUAAUAUUAUUUUUAAUGUUCUAAUUUAUCGCUAGAUGUCGUUGUACCGGUUACAAACUAGAUAACGACAUUACUUUGUUAAUUAGAUAUAAUAAGAUUGUACUUUUAAUAGAUGUCUUCUUUUUAUGGCAAAUAAAUUGUGUUGAAAAAUUGCAUUUGCGUUUUCGUUGAAUGUGAACAACACGGAAGAUUAACAUGGUCCUACGAAUCGGACAGUUUGGCGCUAGUUGCGACUAAAUUAAAGUCAGUGCGUGGAGCCAUUCUUCGCUUCGUUCCCAUAGUAGCAGUGGAUCGCUGUUCAGAGGGAUACGACGAAGACGAGAACUAGUGCAGUGAAGCAGCGUGCAGUGGCGCCAUCUAGCGGUGUCCAGGCUGAGUCACAGGCGGUGCGGCAAGGACGCAUUCGUCAGGAGAGGUCAUCGAGGAAGGAGCUCCUACGUCACAGUGUUGUUUAUGUUCAGUUGAGUGAUGUAAAGUGAAAACUAUGGAUACUCUUAGAUUAUCAUAAUAUUAUGCAAAAUUGAACCUUAAUUCAGUGAAGAUUAAAACUUAGAGAAAAAAGAAGAGUGUCAAGCUAAUUUCAACUUUAACAUCUAGUGAAUUUGGGACUUUAACUAUUUCUUGAUAAUUUAUUUGGACUUAGAAAAUUUACUAACUUUAACUUAAGGACUUAGAAUAGUUACAGUAAAAACGGAGGUACGGGGAAUCCAUGCCCGAUUUUAUACAGAGUCCUAAACACUUGUAAAAUUUAGAUAGGUUGAAUUGAACUUAGAGUUGUUUGUAUGGGUUUAAACACUUGUAAAAUUUGCGGAUUUUAAAUUGUACUUAGAACGUCUAUGUUAUUAGGUAUAUUGGUGGCGUUUUGUUUGCAAGUUCUGAGAAUUGCUAUAUUUAAAAAUUGUAAGUUAAGUUAAACAUUUGGUGUUUGCUAUGGAGUCAUUAAUCUCUUAUCAGGAGGAAAUCUCAGACCGUAUUUCUAAGGCAAAGGUUAAUUUCAAAAAGUCACCAAAGGAUCGGAUUACAAAAAUUUAUGUGGAAGGAAGAUUAGAACUGUUAGAACAAUUGUGGUCAGAAUUUAGAGUUGGGCAUAAAGAACUAUCACAAACAAUAGACAAAACGUUGUUAAAAUCUCAAGACUACAUUAAGAAGGAUGUUUAUGAUACAACCGAAGAGAUUUAUAUGGAAUAUAGGUGUGAGUUAAAACUUGUUUUGGCUAAACUUCAGCCAGAAACCAUAAUUAAAUCAAGUGAACUUAGUGUUGUGAAUAAUGACCAAAGUCAUAUUCGUCUACCAAAGAUUAGUAUACCAAACUUCUCAGGCAAGUACACCGAGUGGAUAACAUUUAGAGAUCUCUUUGUAUCCUUAAUCCACAACAAUAGAGCACUAGAUAACGUUCAAAAGUUGCAUUAUCUCAAGGGGUACUUGACCGGGGAGGCAGAACAAAUAAUUAGGUUUACACCGACAACAGAAGCAAAUUACACGACGUGCUGGAAGCUAUUGGAAGAGCGAUAUAGUAAUAAAAAGUACCUUUCAUAUAACAUUUUGAAACGUUUAUUAAACCAACGUACCGCUAGUACGGAAUCGGCUAAUCACUUAAAAGAACUGUUGGAUACGUCUUCCGAUUGCUUGAGCGCGUUGACUAAUUUAGGGAUUGAUGUAUCUACUUGGGAUAUUAUUGUUAUAUAUUUAUUAUCGUCAAAAUUGGACCCAGAAUCUCGUAAGCAAUGGGAAUUAAGUGUCACGUCGAAUUUAAACCCUAAUGAUUUGCCCACAUUCACACAAUUCAAAGAUUUUUUGGCUAGUAGGUAUCGAGCUUUAGAGUUUCUUGAGCCUGGAAGUAAAGGGAAAAACAUGUAUGUCAAGCCAUCAACUUCGAAUACGAUCAGCUCGAAAACGUUUUAUACUAACGAUUCUGUAAAUUUAGUGUGUGAAUUCUGCAGUGAGAAUCAUAAAUUAUGUUUCUGUAAGAAAUUUGCUGCAGAAGAUUAUGAAAAAAGACACGAAUUCGUAGCAAACAAUCGUAUAUGCUAUAAUUGUUUAGGGGCCAAUCAUUCUGUACGGUUCUGCCAAAAUACCAUGAAUUGUCGCAUUUGUAAUAAACGGCAUCAUUCACUCCUUCAUCCGAAGGGGAUUUCAACUACAACUGCUCAUGUAAGGAACGUAGAUCAAGCAGUUGCAGCAUCCUCUGAGGAAAUCGCUGAGAUAGAGACUGAGUCUGGUAGUUCAUCUAAUGAUAUUACAUCGCAAUCACCACAAGUAACUCUUUUUGCAAAAGGAAAGGUAAAGAAGCAAGUUCUCUUAGCUACAGCUUUGGUGAAAGCCGAGUCUAAAACAGGUCAAUCUCAAAUUUAUAGAGCUUUUAUAGAUCCAGGGUCUGAAUCCUCAUUCAUCACCGAGGCUACAGUACAAGGAUUAGGCCUAAAAAAGAUUCCCAUCAAGUCCACAAUAACAAUGUUAGAGGAAGCGACGGUAACGACAGGUUACAUGGUAUUACUGAAACUAAAAUCAUUGAUAAAUCCGGAUUUCAAUGUGCAGUUGAUGGCACACGUGUUACCAAAAAUUACAACGAAUCUUCCUGCACGCAAGGUAGACGCGUCGGAAUGGCCACAUUUACAGAAUUUAGUUCUAGCUGACCCUGGCUACGACACACCAAAUAAAAUUGAUAUUUUAUUGGGAGUAGUAGUAUAUGGCCAGAUACUGGAGGAGGGUGUAAAAAAGGGUCCUAUUGGAACUCCAAUAGCGCAGUGUACUAGUUUCGGAUGGAUAUUGUCUGGAGGUUCAGCAGAUCAUAACGAAAGGAAAACUGUAUUGCAUGCACAAGUGGACACGGACAACGAAAUAAUAAAAUGGUUUUGGGAGAUGGAAUAA